CGCUCCCUGAGAGGGAGGGCGGCUGGGGCCCGCCGUCUGGGAGCCCCGAAGGCCGCCUCUUCCCGCCCCUGGUCCAGCCUCCGCUCGCUGCCUCCGCCCCCGGCCCGGGCCGCCCCCGCCUAGUCCCGCCUGUCCGUUCUCCAGCCCGCCGCGCUGAGCGCCGGGCCAGCGGCUGAGCCGGCGCACCUCGUCCGAGAUGGGGUGCUUGGACGCUUGAGUCGCCGUUCGGCGCGACCUCCGCGCGGGGAAGGACCCGGCGCCCUGCGGCCGCGCUAGAAUGGAGGUGCCCGGCGGCAACGAGUCCUGCGGCGAUGGGACUGGGGACGGUGCCCACCCGGACCCCAGGGCCCCCGGCGCCGCUGCGCCCAGCUCCGGUCCAUGCGCGGCAGCCCGGGAGUCGGAGCGCCAGCUGCGCCUCCGCCUCUGCGUCCUCAACGAGAUCUUGGGUACCGAGAGGGACUACGUGGGCACCUUGCGCUUCUUGCAGUCGGCGUUCCUGCAUCGCAUCCGGCAGAAUGUGGCGGACUCGGUGGAGAAGGGCCUCACGGAGGAAAACGUCAAGAUCCUGUUCUCGAACAUUGAAGACAUCCUGGAAGUUCAUAAGGAUUUCUUGGCUGCGUUGGAGUAUUGUCUACAUCCGGAGCCUCAGUCUCAGCACGAACUUGGGAAUGUUUUCUUGAAAUUCAAGGACAAGUUCUGCGUGUAUGAGGAAUAUUGCAGCAACCACGAGAAGGCCCUGAGGCUGCUUGUGGAGCUGAACAAGAUCCCCACCGUGCGCGCCUUCCUUUUGAGCUGCAUGCUUCUGGGAGGACGGAAGACCACGGACAUCCCUCUGGAGGGCUACCUGCUGUCUCCAAUUCAGAGGAUCUGCAAGUACCCCCUCCUCCUCAAGGAGCUAGCCAAGAGGACCCCUGGCAAGCACCCGGACCACCCCGCGGUCCAGAGCGCCCUGCAGGCCAUGAAGACCGUGUGCUCCAACAUCAAUGAGACCAAGCGGCAGAUGGAGAAGCUGGAGGCCCUGGAGCAGCUGCAGUCCCACAUCGAAGGCUGGGAGGGCUCCAACCUCACGGACAUCUGCACCCAGCUCCUCCUGCAAGGCACCUUGUUAAAAAUCUCCGCAGGCAACAUCCAGGAGAGGGCCUUCUUCCUCUUCGACAACCUCCUUGUCUACUGCAAGCGGAAAUCCAGGGUCACCGGGGGCAAGAAAUCCACCAAGAGGACCAAAUCCAUCAACGGCUCCCUCUACAUCUUCAGGGGCCGAAUCAACACUGAAGUCAUGGAGGUGGAGAACGUGGAAGACGGGACAGCGGAUUACCACAGCAACGGCUACACUGUCACCAACGGCUGGAAGAUCCACAACACGGCCAAGAACAAGUGGUUUGUCUGCAUGGCCAAGACGGCGGAGGAGAAGCAGAAGUGGCUGGACGCCAUCAUCCGCGAGCGGGAGCAACGCGAGAGCCUGAAGCUGGGCAUGGAGCGGGACGCCUACGUCAUGAUUGCGGAGAAGGGGGAGAAGCUCUACCACAUGAUGAUGAACAAGAAGGUGAACCUGAUCAAGGACCGCCGGAGGAAGCUGAGCACCGUCCCCAAGUGCUUCCUUGGAAAUGAGUUUGUUUCCUGGCUCCUGGAGAUUGGUGAAAUCAGCAAGACUGAAGAAGGAGUCAACUUGGGCCAAGCCUUAUUGGAGAAUGGCAUUAUCCACCAUGUCUCGGACAAGCACCAGUUCAAGAACGAGCAGGUGAUGUACCGCUUCCGCUACGAUGAUGGCACCUACAAGGCGCGGAGUGAGCUGGAGGACAUCAUGUCCAAGGGUGUGAGGCUUUACUGCCGCCUCCACAGCCUCUACACCCCCGUGAUCAAGGACCGUGAUUACCACCUGAAGACGUACAAGUCGGUGCUGCCUGGGAGCAAGCUGGUGGACUGGCUGCUGGCCCAGGGCGAUUGCCAGACGCGGGAGGAGGCAGUGGCGCUUGGCGUGGGCCUGUGUAACAACGGCUUCAUGCACCAUGUGCUGGAGAAGAGCGAGUUCAAGGAUGAGUCGCAGUACUUCCGCUUCCACGCAGACGAGGAGAUGGAGGGGACGAGCAGCAAGAACAAGCAGCUUCGCACCGACUUCAAGCUGGUGGAGAACAUUCUGGCCAAGCGCCUGCUGAUCCUGCCCCAGGAGGAGGACUACGGCUUUGACAUCGAGGAGAGGAACAAGGCCGUGGUGGUGAAGUCGGUCCAGAGGGGCUCGCUGGCCGAGAUGGCUGGCCUGCAGGUGGGGAGGAAGAUCUACUCCAUUAACGAGGAUCUGGUGUUCCUGCGGCCCUUCUCGGAGGUGGAGUCCAUCCUCAACCAGUCUUUCUGCUCCCGCCGCCCACUGCGCCUCCUGGUGGCCACCAAGGCUAAAGAGGUCAUCAAAGUCCCCGACCACCCAGAGGCUUUGUGCUUCCAGAUCCGUGGAGCCGCCCCGCCGUACGUCUACGCUGUGGGGCGAGGCUCAGAGGCCGCCGCCACGGGGCUCUGUGCGGGCCAGUGUAUCUUGAAGGUCAAUGGCAACAACGUGAUGAACGACGGUGCCCCAGAAGUCCUGGAGCACUUCCAGGCAUUCCGGAGCCGCCGAGAAGAGGCCCUGGGCCUGUACCAGUGGGUCUACCACACCCACGAGGAUGCCCAGGAGGCCCGAGCCAGCCAGGAGACCCCCGGCGAGGACCCCGGCGGCGAGGGGGCCCGGGAGGAAGACCAGUCUGACUCAGCCUUCCCCUUGCUGUCCCUGGGUCCCCAGCUGAGCCUGCAUGAGGACAGCCCUGUGGUCAGCCUGACUGUGGACAACGUGCACCUGGAGCAUGGUGUGGUGUAUGAGUAUGCGAGCACAGCCGGCGUCAAGUGUCACGUGCUGGAGAAGAUUGUGGAGCCCCGCGGCUGCUUCGGCCUCGCUGCCAAGAUCCUCGAGGCCUUUGCUGCCGAUGACAGUGUCUUCGUGCAGAACUGUGGGCGGCUCAUGGCCCUGAGCAACAACAUCAAGACCAUGUCCCACUUUGAGUUUCGUAACAUCUGCGACACCAAGCUGGAGAGCAUCGGCCAGAGGAUUGCCUGCUAUCGGGAGUUUGCAGCCCAGCUGAAGAGCAGGGUCAGCCCACCCUUCAAACAAGCAACUCCGGAACCCCAUCCGCUGUGUGGCCUGGACUUUUGCCCCACCAAUUGCCACAUCAACCUCAUGGAAGUGUCCUACCCCAAGACCACCCCCUCCAUUGGCAGGUCCUUCAGCAUUCGCUUUGGUCGCAAACCCUCCCUCAUUGGCCUUGACCCAGAGCAAGGCCACCUGAACCCUAUGUCCUACACGCAGCACUGCAUCACCACCAUGGCUGCCCCGUCCUGGAAGUGCCUGCCUGCUCUGGAUGGGGACCCUCAACGCCAGGGUCUCCAGGACAGCAGUGUUGGGCCAGCCAAUGGGGCUCUGGGCCCGGAGGACCGUGGCCUGAGCUUCCUCCUCAAGCAGGAGGACCGUGAGAUCCAGGACGCCUACCUGCAGCUCUUCACCAAACUGGACGUGGCCCUGAAGGAGAUGAAGCAGUAUGUCACCCAGAUCAACAGGCUGCUGUCGACCAUCACGGAGCCCACCUCGGGGGGGUCCUGUGAUCCGCCCUUGGCCGAGGAGGCCUCGUCCCCCCCACUGGUCAGCGAAGAGAGCGAGAUGGACAGGACCGACCACGGGGGCAUCAAGAAAGUGUGUUUCAAGGUGUCUGAGGAAGAUCAGGAGGACUCGGGGCAUGACACCAUGAGCUACCGUGACUCCUACAGCGAGUGCAACAGUAAUCGGGACUCCGUCCUGUCCUACACCAGCGUGAGAAGCAACAGCUCCUACCUGGGCAGCGACGAGAUGGGGUCUGGGGACGAGCUGCCUUGUGACAUGCGGAUUCCAUCAGACAAGCAGGACAAGCUUCAUGGCUGCUUGGAACAUCUCUUUAACCAGGUGGACUCCAUCCACGCGCUCCUCAAGGGGCCGGUCAUGAGCAGGGCUUUUGAAGAGACCAAGCACUUCCCCAUGGACCACAGCCUGCAAGAGUUCAAACAGAAAGAAGAUUGUACAAUCCGUGGCCGGAACUUGAUCCAGAUCAGCAUCCAGGAGGACCCCUGGAACCUCCCCAACUCCAUCAAGACCCUGGUGGACAACAUUCAGAAAUACGUGGAAGAUGGGAAGAACCAGCUGCUCCUGGCCUUGCUGAAGUGCACAGACACCGAGGUGCAGCUGCGGAGGGACACCAUCUUCUGCCAGGCCCUGGUGGCCGCCGUGUGCACCUUGUCCGAGCAGCUGCUGGCGGCCCUCAGCUACCGCUACAAUAACAACGGCGAGUACGAGGAGAGCAGCCGGGAUGCCAGCCGCAAGUGGUUGGAGCAGGUGGCAGCCACCGGAGUCCUCCUGCACUGCCAGUCCCUGCUGUCGCCGGCCGCCGUGAAGGAGGAGCGGACCAUGCUGGAGGACAUCUGGGUGACCCUCUCAGAGCUGGACAGCGUCACCUUCUCCUUCAAGCAGCUGGACGAGAACCACGUGGCCAACACCAAUGUCUUCUACCACAUUGAGGGGAGCCGGCAGGCGCUGAAGGUCGUCUUCUACCUCGACAGCUACCACUUCUCCAAGCUGCCCUCCCGCCUGGAGAGUGGGGCCAGCCUGAGGCUGCACACCGUGCUCUUCACGAAGGCCCUGGAGAACGUGGAGGGGCCGCCUCCUCCAGGCAGCCAGGCGGCGGAAGAUUUGCAGCAGGAGAUCAAUGCCCAGUCCCUGGAGAAGGUUCAGCAGUAUUACCGCAAGCUCAGAGCGUUUUACCUGGAGCGGUCUAACCUGCCCACAGACGCCAGCACCACGGCGGUGAAGAUCGACCAGCUGAUACGUCCCAUCAACGCCCUGGACGAGCUCUGUCGUCUCAUGAAGUCCUUUGUCCACCCCAAACCUGGUGCCCCUGGGAGCUUGGGGGCCGGCCUCAUUCCCAUCUCCUCCGAGCUCUGCUACCGCCUGGGGGCGUGCCAGAUCGCCAUGUGCGGCACCGGCAUGCAGAGGAGCACCCUGAGUGUCUCCCUGGAGCAGGCGGCCAUCCUGGCGCGGAGCCACGGGCUGCUCCCCAAGUGCAUCAUGCAGGCCACGGACAUCAUGCGGAAGCAGGGCCCCAGGGUGGAGAUUCUGGCCAAAAACCUGCGGGUCAAGGAUCAGAUGCCCCAGGGUGCACCGCGGCUCUACCGCCUCUGCCAGCCGCCGGUGGAUGGGGACCUCUGAGCACUGGGUUGCGUGGUGCUUGGCCGCGUCCCCUGGAGCUGGGACUUGGGAGGACCCAGGGUCAGUCCGGCCUGCUCCAGAGCCAGCCCGCGGCCUCCGCUCCCACCUGCUCUGCUAUCUGCCCAGCCUUUCAUCACCUCCUGCGAGGACAGGCUGUGUCCCCGGCUCUCCGGUGAGCUGGCUGAUGGGCCUGGGGCCAGCGCCUUCUCCAUGCUUCCGCCAGAAACCUGUGGGGUGCUGGGGACCCACGGAGCUGAUGGGGGCACCUGGGGCCAGGGUUCCUGCCCCUAAGUCCCUGGGACACAGGAGAAGUCACGGGCGCUGCAGCUGGAGGCCGCACACCCGGCCCCUCGGGAUGGCUCAACGUGCACUUUCAGAACUCCGGGUUUCCUUCUAAGUCCACAUUCCAGGUGCCCCCCAUGUCUCUGCCGCCUCCCACCUUAGCUUCCAGAUUCACCCCUAACCCUGUACUAACCUGCUCGGUGGACUCAGAAAAGCGGGCCUCUGCCAGGAGAGACAGAGGGACAGGGCACAACACCUGUCACCAAGAGGACACUCGAAAGCCACACCAGCUUCCGACAGCUCCGCCGUGGGGACUUGAGCCAUCAGCCCUGGGCACGAGAUUUGCUCUGACUUUAUUUAUAUGGCGUGAAAUCUCUAUGGUUUAUUUUGCAGUUUUAUGUUCGUGGUGUUGAGACUCUUUUCCCAGGUUGUGUGAUUAUAUCUUUGACUUUUUAAAUGUCAAAGAAAGGUAUAUUGUCUAACAGGGGACCAACACAAGGUAGUAUUGACAACUUUUUCCAGUUCUACUAAAAAAAAAAAACUAAAUUAUUGAAAAUUCAAAAAAUGUAUUUCAUCUUUCUAAAUAUUAGGGUCAUAUGGUAUCGCUUCCGAGUAUGAAUUUUGGUUCUCCCCCCAUCCCGCCUCUGGUUCCCCCGCAGCUGGUCAGUGCUGGAAUGAGUUACUUUACUCUCUCUGAAUGGCUGGCUGUAAGGAUGCGAGAGGCAGCUGGGCCAGGACUGGAGGGGGUCGAAAUACCCACGUGAGAUGCUGUCCCACGCAGGGGUGUGUCCUGCAGGUGGGAGCGCCACUGCGAACCCCUGGAUGGUGGCUUCUGUAAUCUAUUUUUUUGAUGUUAGCUCAGAGCCGAACAUUCAGGAAUUUUCAGCCAGCUAGGGAGACAGGAAGCCAACCUGCCCGCGUGGGCACAGGGACCCACACGGGGACCCCCUCCGCAGUGUGUCCCCUCCAGCUUCUGGUCUCCAGUGGGGAAAUGUCACAGCUGAGGCGGAAGAGGGGGGAUGUCUCCCUGCCCUUGGCUGGUGGUGAGAUAGCUGGGGGUUUCCCGAAGCCCCGCCAGUGCGUUGGCCCCUUGGCCUCCGGGGCCGCCUUCCUGAGCACUAGACGGCAAGGCGUGGGCUUGUUGCUGGGCCCUGGCGAGCCGGGCACCGGCAGGACCUGCUUCAGCCCCGCGGGGGCUCCGAGAGGGGCUCCCGAGGCCAAGGCUUCGUGCACUGGUUUACUUUAAAAUGUACA
This is a messenger RNA of Pteronotus mesoamericanus, 6787 nucleotides long. It is a transcript of the gene PREX1, whose product is annotated as phosphatidylinositol-3,4,5-trisphosphate dependent Rac exchange factor 1. Gene Ontology annotation, cellular component: plasma membrane. The record is from RefSeq and is a predicted model, not a curated record. The coding region runs from base 278 to 5251 and encodes 1657 amino acids. Gene Ontology annotation, molecular function: GTPase activator activity; guanyl-nucleotide exchange factor activity; protein binding. Gene Ontology annotation, biological process: intracellular signal transduction; regulation of signaling; positive regulation of GTPase activity. Lineage: Eukaryota; Metazoa; Chordata; Mammalia; Chiroptera; Mormoopidae. The transcript has 40 exons.